This is a messenger RNA of Salarias fasciatus (jewelled blenny), 2341 nucleotides long. RefSeq names its product zinc transporter ZIP12-like. The transcript has 13 exons. NCBI's taxonomy places the organism in Eukaryota, Metazoa, Chordata, Actinopteri, Blenniiformes, Blenniidae. Bases 86 to 2335 code for a protein of 749 amino acids. Gene Ontology annotation, biological process: zinc ion import across plasma membrane; intracellular monoatomic cation homeostasis. The record is from RefSeq and is a predicted model, not a curated record. Gene Ontology annotation, molecular function: zinc ion transmembrane transporter activity; monoatomic cation:bicarbonate symporter activity. Gene Ontology annotation, cellular component: plasma membrane.
UCUCCAUGGAAACCACAGUCCUCUAAGGCUGUCGCAGCUAAUCCUCGGGAGCUUACUCAAUUCUUACUUCUCGUAAGAGGGCUUUAUGAACAACACCGAUGCCCAAGAAUUCUCCCCAAACAAGCGCCGCGUCUUCUGUUUAUCCGACGGGAAAGCCUUUAUCUCAGGAGGAAAUCAGAUCCUGUUAAAGCAGCAGAGAGGGGAGCACAGCAGGCCUGGUUCAUCUGACAGUGCCAGGACGUGGAGAAACAGCCCUGGUAGCAACAUGCACUUCAGGAACAGCGCUCCACGCCUGCUGCUACUGCUGAUUCACUUAUGCCUGCUCAUGAGAGGACUGGAGGUGAAGGGGCAGGACCAGGGGUACCUGCAGGAGGCCCUCACGGCCUUGGAUUUGCCCCUGGGGAUGAGCAAAGAGGCGACGCUCCAGAAGGACAGGACAAGCGACCUGAUCGGCACGCUGCUGCAGGCAGUGCACUGCGCCGAGCAGACCGGUACGUCGCAGGACACGUGUGAGAAGUGCCUGACAUCAGACAUUGUCCUCUCUGUGCUUGAGGACAAUGGGAAGACUUACUUAACAGAAGAGGACUAUCUGCGGAUGUCAACCGUUUUGCUGUACUAUAUAAUCAAUCUGCAAGACCUGUGUGUGUCGAACGUUGCUCCCCGUCCCUCCUCAUCCUCCCCGUCUGGGAACUUCCAGUUUUAUGUGUUGGCCCUCACCAACCUACAUCCAGCUGAGGACAACCGCUUCCUGUCCUCCAGUGAGACAGAGAGUAUUCUGCAGCUUAUCAACCAGCACUACGACCCCUCCAGCGGGAAGACGGCAUCGGAUUUGCAAUGUAUCGAUGCAGCUCAUCUACUAGAAAGUGUUGACGUUACGGGGAGUUCGGGCGCCGGUGAGUCCGCGGUGCCCAAAGUGGCAGCGGCGGUCAUCAGCCACGUGCUGCGGGGCCAUUGCUUCCGGCGCAGCAACCUCCCAUCGCCGACCUUCUUCACGGACUACAUCUUUCGGUCUUUAAAUCGAACGAGUAACCUACAGAUUAUUGACUUGGAGGAGCUGCUGCAUCAGCUGGGAGUAGGAAGAGAAGUGAAAACACACUCCCACAGGAAGAGGCGGAGCAUCACAAGCAAUUCAAAGAAGCUGGCUGUGCACGCAUUGGAUAACUGCAACCAUGAUUCUGAGGGAAAAAGCAGAGACUGGGCACAGGUGUGUUUUUCAGCCAAUCAGUUGGUGGAUAUUUUUGCUCUGGAUCCUCAUUUGCCAAUUUCCAAGGAGCACUUCAGACAUAUUUGCCCAGCCAUCAUUCAGCAGUUGCUAGGCAAUGCCUGUGAAUCUGCAGAGCAGAAAACAAGAGGAUCUCUACCCACUGCUGUGGAGAAGUAUGGCUACAGCACAGCUGCUGUGCUGCUCAUCACAGUGGGCUCUAUGUUCGGUAUCUGCUUGAUCUUCUUCAACUCCUGUCAGGAAACCUACUCCCUCAUCCUGCAGCUGUUUGUGGGCCUGGCGGUGGGAACGCUCUCCGGAGACGCUCUCCUGCACCUCAUACCUCAGAUCCUUGGCCUCCAUGAUUCCACUCAUAGUCAUGACAUUGGUGAUGAGCUUGAGGAGAAGGAGUACCUCUGGAAGAUUCUGGGCAUCAUAGCUGGAAUCUAUGGCUUUUUCCUCAUUGAAAGAAUAUUUUCCUUUUUGAUUCCUUCCCACAGCCACGGUCACUCCAGUGACCUGUCCUUAGAGCUCAGCUGCAACGGCCAUUCACAGAGGGGCAAAUCAAUCUCCACCAUACAGCUGGGACCAGUGGAUGACUUGGAGUGUACGGAGAUAUCUCCAGAACAUACAGGCGUACAGAGGCCUUCACAGCAGAGGCAAGGGGUUCCUCUGCUGGCUGUGAUGGUAAUCGUUGGAGACAGUCUUCAUAAUUUUGCAGAUGGCCUGGUCGUCGGGGCCGCCUUCUCCUCGUCGGUGGAGACCGGCAUGGCGACCACCGUGGCCAUCCUGUGCCAUGAGAUCCCUCACGAGAUGGGAGACUUUGCAGUACUGCUCAGCUCAGGACUCUCGGUGAAGACCGCCGUGCUCAUGAACUUUCUCAGCGCGCUGACGGCCUUCAUGGGCCUUUACAUCGGACUCUUUGUCUCCUCUGAGAUAGAAGUCCAGCAGUGGAUAUUCUCGGUCACUGCAGGCAUCUUUCUCUACUUGUCACUUGUAGAAAUGCUUCCAGAGAUGAGCCGAGUGAAGACCGACCGACCGUGUCUCAUGUUUCUCCUCCAGAACCUGGGCCUCCUGUUGGGUUGGGCCUGUCUUUUGUUGCUCGCACUCUUUGAACAUGAACUCAAAUUCUAAGCAAAG